GGAGGAGGCCGGGGGGCCAGGCCGAGGGAGGGGCCGCUCCUCACAGGCGCCGGCGGCCCAGCGCAGCCUGCAGCAGCACCCGCCCGGCGUUGUGGCGGUCCCUUCGCCCCGCAAUCCGGGCUGGCAGCGAUGCCGGGGGACAGAAGAGCCAACUUAAGAGUUAUUACCGUUAGAGCGACGACAGCGACUAAAGUCAAUCACCGACUAAGCGUCUCUUUUGGCUUUCGCCCCUUCGACCAGGAACCGGAAAUCUGGCUGCUCCAGAUCACGUGAUCAGCCACCAUCUUGACUGGUGGCAGGUGCUCCGAGGAGGAGGGGUUAUCAGACCGGCUCUGCUUCUUUAAGGCGUGGCUUCCAAGCUAGGGGACGGUUCUGUGGAUUGUGAAGGGGAGGUGGAGGAGGAGAUGGCGGCGACGGCGCAGGAAGAUGGCGUCCGCAACCUGGCGCAAGGGCCGCGGGGCUGCGAGCACUAUGACAGAGCCUGUCUCCUCAAGGCACCUUGUUGUGACAAGCUGUAUACUUGCCGGCUGUGUCAUGAUACCAAUGAAGAUCACCAGCUGGAUCGUUUCCAAGUGAAGGAGGUGCAGUGCAUCAACUGUGAAAAACUCCAGCACGCCCAGCAGACUUGUGAAGACUGUAGCACAUUGUUUGGAGAAUAUUACUGCAAUAUUUGCCACCUGUUUGACAAAGAUAAGAAGCAGUAUCAUUGUGACAACUGUGGGAUUUGUAGGAUUGGUCCAAAGGAAGAUUUUUUCCAUUGCUUGAAAUGUAACUUAUGCCUAGCCAUGAAUCUUCGAGGAAAACAUAAGUGCAUUGAAAAUGUUUCCCGGCAGAAUUGUCCGAUAUGCUUGGAGGACAUUCACACCUCCCGUGUUGUUGCUCAUGUCUUGCCAUGUGGGCAUCUCCUACAUAGAACGUGUUAUGAAGAAAUGUUGAAAGAAGGUUACAGAUGCCCAUUGUGUAUGCAUUCUGCUUUAGACAUGACUCGGUACUGGAGGCAAUUAGAUAAUGAGGUAGCACAGACUCCUAUGCCAUCGGAAUACCAGAAUGUGACUGUUGACAUUCUCUGCAAUGACUGUAAUGGACGAUCCACAGUCCAGUUCCAUAUCUUAGGGAUGAAAUGUAAGCUUUGUGACUCCUACAAUACUGCUCAAGCUGGAGGCCGUAGAGUAUCAGGGGAUCAGCAGUGAGAAGCUUGUCCUUGUCUGGAGAACAGCUCUGUGAUGUAGAUGAAGCUCUGUGUAAAAGAUCCUGGUGUCAGAAUGUGUCCUAACUAUGUAUUAAAGAUGUUUCAUACCACUGUCACAACAGUGGAUCACACCCUAUACACCUGAGUAUUCAAGAUCUCUGGAUGGAAUUAUAAUAGCGCUUACUGGGUGAAGCCUUUGAGCCUGUGUAGAUUGGAAAUUCCUUUAGUGUCAAGUUUUGAAGCCAGUGAUGUUUGUCCCAGAUAGAGUCACAUUUAUUGAAAUAUUUUAUAUUUUCAUGGAACUUUUAAGUGACACUAUGCACGCAGAGUUAAUUUCUAGUUCUUGAUAGAACUACAUUCAUUUUUAACUAGUCUUUGAUUUUAAGGGCUGUACUAUAUUUUUUAAGUUCUUAUUGUUAAAAUCUAAUUACAUGUACUUUUUAAUUUUCUAAGACAGUCCUAUAUCUACAAUUUUAUGUAAUAAACUGCUUAUGAAAUUGUA
Messenger RNA from Arvicanthis niloticus (Nile rat), 1691 nucleotides. RefSeq names its product ring finger and CHY zinc finger domain containing 1 (gene Rchy1). Lineage: Eukaryota; Metazoa; Chordata; Mammalia; Rodentia; Muridae. Gene Ontology annotation, cellular component: nucleus. Gene Ontology annotation, biological process: protein ubiquitination; ubiquitin-dependent protein catabolic process. The record is from RefSeq and is a predicted model, not a curated record. Gene Ontology annotation, molecular function: zinc ion binding; ubiquitin protein ligase activity.